Molecule: messenger RNA, 1468 nt
Organism: Cuculus canorus (common cuckoo)
Lineage: Eukaryota; Metazoa; Chordata; Aves; Cuculiformes; Cuculidae
Gene: APOBEC2
Product: apolipoprotein B mRNA editing enzyme catalytic subunit 2
Exons: 3
Coding region: 176-844 (222 amino acids)
Biological process (GO): cytidine to uridine editing
Cellular component (GO): nucleus; cytoplasm
Molecular function (GO): cytidine deaminase activity; RNA binding
Source: RefSeq, a predicted model, not a curated record
UUGCUGCUUUGUUCCAUAUUUAGCUCCCGACAACUGUGCCGAGUGCAGGAACUCCCAAGCUCUGUUUUUCCCUCCUCCUUCUGCUGUCUCCUCUCCCUUAGAGCUCUCAGAAAUUGCUUUUUUUUUUCCCCCCCCCAUUGUCCAUAACUUAAUAUAUUUCCCUAUACUUAAGAAGAUGGCAGAAAAGCAGGAGGAGCCCAGCAACACCCAGAACGGUGAACCUGACAACGCAGAGGAGGGCGAGGAGAAAAAGAAGAAGAAGUUGAAGCGGGAAGACCUGCCACCAUUUGAAAUCGUGACAGGGGAGCGCCUCCCAGCCAUAUUUUUCAAAUUCCAGUUCAGGAAUGUGGAAUACAGCUCAGGCAGGAACAAAACCUUCCUGUGUUAUGUUCUCGAGACCCAAGGCAGAGAGUCAGUGACUUCCCGGGGUUACCUGGAAGAUGAGCAUGCGGCUGCCCAUGCAGAAAUGGCUUUCUUCAACACGAUCUUACCAAAGUGUGAAUCGAGCCUCCGCUACAAUGUCACCUGGUACGUCUCCUCCAGCCCCUGUGUGACCUGUGCCGACCGGAUUACUGAGACCCUCAAGAAGAACAAGAACCUGCGCCUGACGAUCAUGGUAGGGCGUCUCUUCAUGUGGGAAGAGCCAGAAAUGCAGGCUGCCCUGAAAAAAAUGAAGUCAGCUGGCUGCAAGCUGAGGAUUAUGAAGCCUCAAGACUUUGAGUAUGUCUGGCAGAACUUUGUGGAACAGGAGGAAGGAGAGGAAGCAAAGGCUUUCGUGCCAUGGGAGGACAUUCAAGAGAACUUCCAGUAUUACGAGGAAAAGCUGGCUGAGAUUUUGCAGUGAAGCUCACGACCAAUUCAGAAAAGGUCUAUUAAGAGAGAUUUGACAGACCUUACCAUCUGGGACACUCCUGUUUUCCAUAGCUUUGAUUCCAGCCGGAUGGAGCAUCAACUCCUGGAAGACUAGGCCCUGAGGGACUACAACACAGAUCUUUGGCGUUUGGAAUGUUUUCGGUUUAUUUUGUUUCUCCCCCUGAAACAAACCCAUGCUGCUCCUGCUGACAGGGAAAGAGAAGGUGAUGUACCGUGCAGUUCAAGCCCUGAAUAAAAAGGAUCAUAGUGGACCUACAGGAAAGACUGCAGGCCUCCCAAACUGGGAUUAUGAGAAAAGAUCUUAGAACAAAGCUGCCAAUUAGGUAAAUCCAUUUAGAAAGUCCCUACUUCAUAAAUAGUGAAAAGAAAAGGGGUUGAGAUGGGAAAAAAAAAAGUUUCCUUUCUCUGUCCUCCUCAGUAAUCAGAGCUGUGAUUCAAAUUAGGGCUAACUUGUUCAUUCGAAAUUAUGAUGGAGUCCUAAGUACUUGAUUUCAAAUACGUCAAAUACCUUCUCCCCCUGUUCAACGAUGUUUGCGAUAUAAAACUGGGAAACGCAAAGUGAAAUAAAACUGGAAGUCACUGCAAAACCUAUAGC